Messenger RNA from Colletotrichum truncatum, 1482 nucleotides. Lineage: Eukaryota; Fungi; Ascomycota; Sordariomycetes; Glomerellales; Glomerellaceae. The record is from RefSeq and is a predicted model, not a curated record.
AUGGCUUCCCUAUUCUCCUCCCCGAGGGGGGAGGGGGGAGGGGGACACUUACUGACCGGGAGGCCCCUUGUCCCGUAUGCACGACGACUGCACUCUGCAUCAAUAAGCAGUGCAGCUGGUAGGGGAAAAAGCAACGAACGUCCACAUAAUACUUCCAUAGCGCACGGCCAUCGACUACUUUGGGCGGUGUCUUGCCCUCAGAAACCACGAAGAAGAAAACAUGUCAGCCCAUGGGCCGUUGCGACGGUUGCGAGAAUCAAAAAUGGGCCAUCUCGCCUGAUUUUCCCAAGGGCCUUGAAAAGUGUUCCACUAUCCUCCCUCGAUGUCCAAUUUUUUUCGAAGGAGAAUGAUCCGUGUUCCUUUCAUCGACAUCGCGAAAUAGGCAAUAUGGCGGCACCGACUCCGUUGGCAUCGGCGGCUCCGUUGAACACGACUAUGGGGGAUGGGAGCACGACUUUCCCGCUCGAGAGGCAGAGCCAGAUCUCCGUGGUUGCGGUGUCCAUCGUUUUCAUCAUCAUCCCAACCAUCGCCGUCGCGAUGCGUCUGAUGGCGAGGCGCAUGGCGAAUCGAGCGCUGGAUGCCAGCGACUACUGCAUCAUUGUAGCUUGCGUUUUCUCGCAUGCUCUGCAAAUUGUCUCGAUAGUCAGUGUUACGCAGGGUGGUGUUGGAUAUCUGUUUCGAGAGAUCAUUCCAAAGUAUGGACGGGGACCCAUUAUCAAAUUCCUUCAGAUUCUUGUUGUACAGCAAAUACUCUGGGCUGUCAGCCUCAGCCUUUGCAAGAUCGCCAUUCUUCUCCUCUACACUAAGCUCUUCUCCGUACGCCUCAUGAUCAUAGCUACAAGGGUCAUGACAGUUUUCACUGUCAUCUGGACUGCUGUGGCUGUUCUGGUCGCCUUCUUCAUCUGCCGCCCCUUAUCGGACAACUGGCUUCUCGACCUGAAAAAUCGGAACUGCGGCAACCAACCGGCGGCCGACGGGACUUUGGGAGUUGUGAACCUGCUCACGGAUAUCAUCGUGCUCAUCAUGCCUGUGUCUUACCUGUGGCGACUUCGACUUGAGACGUUCAAGAAAAUCGCUCUCAUUGCAACCUUUUCGCUGGGCGUCUUUACAUGCAUCGUGUCUGGCCUAAGGCUAUACUACCUUGCGAACUUGAAGUACACAGACGUCACCUUUGGUAUCCCAAAUGCCCUGAUUUUCAGUGCCCUUGAGCCCGGUGUCGGCAUAACGCUUGCCUGUAUACCGUUUCUCCGACCUCUUCUGGGCCGGUCACAGUACUCUACCAAGGGCACAGCGAGGUAUUACACCUCGGCUGAAAACUCCGGUCACGGGGCUGGAGGAGGCCAGGAUAGGAAUGGUUUCACUCUCGUGGAGGAUAGUUCGUCACAGCACCACCUGCGAGAACAUGACCAGAGCUAUGACAUGCCGUCAAGGCCGAGCAGGGCACGUACGAGCAAGGGCGGCAGCGCUCGAGAUAGUUACUAG